Paramisgurnus dabryanus is the source of this 2930-nucleotide messenger RNA. It is a transcript of the gene qrsl1, whose product is annotated as glutaminyl-tRNA amidotransferase subunit QRSL1. Gene Ontology annotation, biological process: mitochondrial translation; glutaminyl-tRNAGln biosynthesis via transamidation. The record is from RefSeq and is a predicted model, not a curated record. Gene Ontology annotation, molecular function: glutaminyl-tRNA synthase (glutamine-hydrolyzing) activity. Gene Ontology annotation, cellular component: glutamyl-tRNA(Gln) amidotransferase complex; mitochondrion. NCBI's taxonomy places the organism in Eukaryota, Metazoa, Chordata, Actinopteri, Cypriniformes, Cobitidae.
GAACAGAGAUGAUGGGACGUCAGCGAGGUCAACAGAAACUGUCAUGUCAGCCUCCAGUGUGGCGUGUAGUCCUGCAGCAGCGAUGCUCAGCCUGUCUAUUAGAGAGGUGUCUCAGGCACUUAAGGAGGGCAGGGUAUCUGCUACUGAACUCUGCAAGAAAUGCAUCAACCAAAUACAGAGGACCAAGUCCUUGAAUGCAUAUAUCACCAUCACAGAAGAGCAAGCCAUAGAGCAAGCACAGCGAGCAGACAACAGGCUACGCAAUGGCAAACCUCUCGGUCCUCUUGAUGGCAUUCCCUUUUCUGUGAAAGAUAACUUCUGCACAGAGAAUAUAGAGACCACCUGUGCUUCAAACAUCCUUAAAGGUUAUGUGCCUCCAUUCAAUGCAACAGUUGUGCAGAAGCUUUUGGAUCAAGGAGCAGUUCUCGUCGGAAAAAAUAAUUUAGAUGAAUUUGCAAUGGGAUCUGGGAGUACAGAUGGGGUGUAUGGUCCCGUUCGAAACCCCUGGAGCUAUGCAACAUCAUACCGUGAGGAGGGCAGAGGAGAUCCAGAUUCUGAUUGGGUGAUUGCAGGAGGAAGUUCAGGAGGGAGCGGAGCAGCAGUGGCGUCUCUCAGCACCUUCUUAGCAUUGGGUUCAGAUACAGGAGGAUCUACACGAAACCCUGGGUCUCUUUGUGGAGUUGUGGCUUUGAAGCCCACAUAUGGCCUUGUCUCCCGUCACGGUCUCAUCCCUCUCGUCAACUCCAUGGACGUACCAGGAAUUAUGACCAGAAGUGUGCAUGAUGCUGCCACAGUUUUGAGGAUUCUCCAGGGGCAAGACGAAAAGGACUCAACAACUGUCCAGGCACCGAUCACCUCGCCAAACCUUCCUGAAGACUUUGAUAUUAGAGAUAUAUGUGUCGGCAUACCAAAGGAGUAUCACGCCCCAGGCCUGUCUGAAGAAACUCUGGCCCAGUGGAAUCGAGUGGCAUCCAUGUUUGAGCGGGCAGGGGCGCGGGUACGAGAAGUUUCCCUCCCGCACACACAGCACUCCAUCGUAUGUUACCAUGUCCUGUGUUGCUGUGAGGUCGCGUCCAACAUGGCACGCUUCGAUGGACUUGAAUACGGCCAUCGCAGUGCAGUGGACAGCUCCACAGAUGCCAUGUACGCCACCACGAGACACGAAGGCUUUAACAAUGUCGUCCGUAGGAGAGUCCUUUCCGGGAACUACUUCCUUCUUAAACAGAACUACGAGCGUUACUUUGUGAAAGCUCAACAGAUCAGACGUCUCAUUGCUAAAGAUUUUGAAAGCGUCUUCACCUCAGGUGUUGAUGUUCUCCUCACACCCACGACACUGAGCGAUGCAGCGAGAUACAUUGACUUCAUACAGAAAGACAACCGAACGCGAAGUGCGCAGGAUGACAUCUUCACACAGCCUGUCAACAUGGCAGGUUUGCCUGCUAUCACUGUACCAACGGCCCUGUCACACAGAGGACUUCCCAUCGGCCUGCAGCUGAUUGGCCAAACACUACAGGACUGGAAGUUGUUGACCGUAGCCCACUGGAUGGAGCAACAAGUUGAAUUUCCAAUGAUACGUUUCAAUGAAGACUUGGAUAGAUCGGUCAGAGAACGAACACAUACGACCGGAUCAUAACCAAACACUGAAACACAUGAUUUAUGGUAAAGAGGGACUAAAGUCAAGGGAACAAAAAAAUAAAGUACUUUUAACAAAUAUGUAAGGAUUUCACUUUUGUAAAGCAUUAAAUGUAAAACAUAAAGGGGCACUUUCCCAUUAAUCCAGGACUAGGCCUUAGUUUUAUUAUAUAUAUUAUAUCUGGGACUAGGAUAAGCUCUGUCCGGAAAACAUCAUGAAUCUCAUCUCAAAAACAUUUAGAGAAGUAGAAUAACAACCACACAAAGUGAGUCUGUGAAAUUGAAGCCUUUUUUAUUGACCAAAAUCGGAAGAACAUACAGUAAAGUACACUACAGUUCAAAAGUUUUAAAAGCACUUAAAAAGUCUUAUGAUCUUAAAAAUCAUUUAAUCUGCAGAUGUAUGUUUGAAAUCACUUUUGUAACUAUCCAUUUUUAAAGAAAUUUAUUUUGAAAUGGAUGACUUGGACUGAAUAAUAUAAGAAAGCAGCCAAUAAAACUCCUUCAAUACUUUUAAAAUGAAGACAAUUUAUGACAUAAAACAUUGUAAAACAGAAAAUUUUAAUUAAAGAAAACUUAUUAAAAUAUACAAUGUAGUGCUGUUGAUAAGUAGCCUUUUUUUUCUGAGGUUUAAUUACACAGAAUUCAUGAUAAAUGAAUGUAUUUUAUAAAAUGUCAUAAAACCGGGCCCCCGACACAAUCUUGGGCCCCCCAGUUUGAAAACUACUGCUCAAAGCGAACUGAGAUGAUACAGUUUUGAUUUAUUUUGAAUGCUUUUGGUCUCAACAUAAUUGCCAUAACUGGACUUGGGACGGUUUCUCGGACAGGGUCAGGGAUUAGACUAGUCCUAGAUGAUAUUUCCUAAUUAAACUAAGGCCUAGUCCAGGUUUAAGCUAAUCCCUGUACGGGAAACCACCCCUUUGUGUUAUUGCAUCAUUUUUAUGAGUUUAUUAUUAUCCUAAAUGUGGAAAAAAGAAAGAAGAAGUGAUUCAAAACUUUUGAACAGUAAUGUAUUUGCAAAUAGUGAGUAAAGUAUCGCAAUCCAUCACAGUUUUAAAUAACUAUGACAAAGAGACACAGAAUUGCAGUAUAACUGUAUCUUACUUUAAUGCAUAUGUCAGAUUGUUUUAUCCAAAGCGACUUGCAAUGCAUUUUAUUUAUAAAAAUUUUUUAUCAGUUUUUAUGUUCCUUGAGAAUCGACUCCAUGACCUUUUCCACUGCUAUUGCAAUGCUCUACAAACUAAACUACAGCAAUGGCAUCAUAUAAUGAUAUCAUAUCAGCAGUUUCCGGUUAAUGCCCA